ACCACCCCAAGCUCGUCUGUCGGACCGAGCCCGCAGGCCACUGCUCGACGCACUCUUCUAGGGUGUCUCAGAUUAUACGCUUGCAGAGCUCGGUUUUCUUUCUAGGGUUUAUUUGAGCUUAUCCUUGCACAUUGCUUAAAGUUACUGAAGAACCCCAACACACUGCUUGUUUCUUUGUGGUUUUGGAGGUCAGAAGAUGGGUCAGGCAUUUCGUCGAGCAUCUGGAAGGAUCCGGAGUUCGAGUCUUGACACGACGCCGUCUUCGUCAGCGAAGAAGGCCAUCGUUGACCGCCAUCCUGCGGGUCCCACCGACAAGGUUGAGAUUUCGAAGGCUGGGGAAAACGGCGGUCUUGGCUCCGAUGAUAUCUCAAGAGAUAAUUCUGACCGCACUCUUGAAGAACGGGAUCCAAAGUAUGAUGCCAUGCUCAGUCAAAUGGUGGGUAGAAUUAGGUCAAAGCCUGGAGGGAAACUUGAGAUGGAUGAGGCAUUUGUGGCGAAGAGGUACAAUAGACCCAUGCCAAAACUGCGGAAUACAAAACCAGAGUCCAGCAGGUAUGAGGAGAAAUCUGUUCCAGCGGGGACCCUGAAUGUUGCACAGAUGCGCCAGAUCAUCCUCCUGCGUCAAGGCAAGGCUGAUGAUCACGACGGACCCAUGGAAAUCCACCAGAUUGCCAAGAAAUUCCAAAUUGAUGCUGGACAGAUUCAGAGAAUACUGCAGUACAUAUCUCUGCCACCAGAGGACACCACCAAACAGAAAAAUGAUCAAUAAUGAGACUUUGUUUGCUCAAUUGCAGUAUGUAUGAGAUUCUGUAGAGAUGAAGAGAUGGCUCUUCAUUCAACUGCAUCUGAGUAAAAUGUUGAGUUUAUGUGCAGAGCUUUUGUAAACGUGUAGGAAGUUUUGUCCUGACAAUUCCCAUAUACUUGGGGGAAGUGGAACUAAUUCAACUGGCUCAAGAUCUUUGCCCCAACCAAACAGUCAUACUUGAAAUUAAGAGUUUUGGAGGAUACAUGCGUAUGGAUACUUGAAAUUCCCAGCUGAAUUGUUUUGAGAGCAUGAGGUGUAAUGCUAUCUUGUGCAUUAAUUUGACCAAAUGCUUGACAUGCUUUUUCAAUUUCAUUAAAUAAGAGUAUGACAUGCUUUUUCAA
This is a messenger RNA of Malania oleifera, 1146 nucleotides long. RefSeq lists its product as uncharacterized. The record is from RefSeq and is a predicted model, not a curated record. The coding region runs from base 197 to 769 and encodes 190 amino acids. NCBI's taxonomy places the organism in Eukaryota, Viridiplantae, Streptophyta, Magnoliopsida, Santalales, Ximeniaceae. The transcript has 3 exons.